AAUGUUUUAACAACAACCCCUCACUUUACGUCAGCAAAACCAAAGAGCUGAUUAUUGAGUACAGGAGGAGGAAACCAGAGGUCCUUCUGCCAGUCCUCAUCGGGAGAUCGGAGAUGGAGAGGGAAGAAUGUAUCAGAUCACACUCAAGAAGGAACAGCUGGGGUAUGUUGGCUGCAGCAAGGAAGAAAUGGAAAAUGCCAAGCUUUGUCCAUGACUCGGGUUGAUCGAGAGGAAUGUUGCACUAGUGGAAGUGCCCAGGCUGCAUGGACAAAUCAGGACAUACCAGAAAGUGAUAUCUUAAAACUUAUAAUUCUUGGUGGAGUGAAUUGCUACCCAUGUCACAAAACCUGUGACGGUGUGGACUGUGGACCGGGGAAGAUCUGCAAAAUGAACAAACAUAAUAAGCCAACAUGCAUCUGUGCGCCUGACUGUUCAAAUGUCACAAAGAGAGUACCUGUAUGCGGAACUGACGGUAAAAUCUACAAGGAUGAAUGCAGCCUCCUUUUGGCCAAAUGCAGAGGAUUGCCAGAACUAGAAGUACAGUAUCAGGGAGAAUGCAAAAAGUCUUGCACGCAGGUUUUGUGCCCGGGAACCUCUAUGUGCGUGAUAGACCAGACUCACAGUGCGCACUGUGUGAUGUGCAGAGUGAUGCCGUGUCCGGAACCAUUGUCGUCUGAGCAGGCGCUCUGUGGCAACAACGGGGUUACCUACCAUAGUGUCUGCCACCUGAGACGUGCCACUUGUUUGCUGGGAAAAUCCAUUGGUGUUGCCCACUAUGGAAGAUGUAACUCCUCUGAAGAAGGAAUGAAGCAGAAAGGAUACAAUCAAGAAAACACGGUGUUUUCAAAACUCCUCGGAUGGUAGUUCAUAAGCGAAUGAAGAUAUUAUUAGCAGAGAAGAAAAAGACAUUGGGUAAAAAUUCCUCUGGUUCGUAAGGUAGUCCCUUUGCUACCUGAGUGUGAACACAUGGUCAGAAACAAAACAACCAUUCACUUCUUCCCACCGAUUAUGUGUCUGAUUUGUUGGUGCAUGCAUUCACAGACCUAGGGCUUGUGAGUUUUUAUUUCCAUUCCAACAUCUCAGUAAUUAAAAUAGCUUCAGGUUGGACAUCACGUUUGCAUUCUUAUAAUGCUGUAAGCAGAGCCAAAAGAAUCACACAGGACCUGGAAAGAAAGAGUAUUACAGUGAACUGCUCUACAUUAAAGUCUAGAGCAGGAGUUCCCAACAGUUUUGAGCCAUCGACCAAUACCAUAAGCAAGGGGUCUGUGGACUCCAGUUGGGAGAUCCUGGUCUAUCGUGACAUGGAUGGAAGUGUUAGAGUCAUCCACUUGUACAGCACAAAUCUACGAUUCUAAUACAUGUAUUCGCAUCAAUGUCACACUAGGCAUUGAGGAUGGGUGUAGAUGGGCAAAAAAGGUCAAGUAUGGAUUCUUCAGCCCAUCAUGUCUAUACUGAGCAUUUUGCCCAUCCACAUCCAUCCAACUUGCCUACAUACAUUCAAACCACUCUGGCCUUUUACCUCUUCUCACUUGCCUAUCACUUCCCUCUGGAUCCCCUCCUCCUUUCCUUGCUCCCAUGGUCCAUCUCCUUUCCUAUCAGAUUCCUUCUUCUCCAGCCCCUUACCUUUCCUACACACCUAGCUUCACCUAUCACCUUCCAGUGAGCCUCCUUCCCCUCCCUACCUUUUUAUUCUGGUGUCUUCCUCCUUCACUCUCAGUCCUGAAGAAGGGUUUUGGCCUGAAAUAUCAACUGUUUAUUCAUUUCCAUUGAUGCUGCCCGACCUGCAGAGUUCCUCCAGCAUUUCGUGUGUGUUACAUAAGGAGCAUAUCUGUUUAUACCUUGCGAGCAACACACAAAAUGCUGGAAAAAUUCAACGAGUCAGCCAGCAUCCAUGGAGGGAAAUGGACAGUCUACGUUUUCAGCUACUAAGUUCUUCAAGCUUUUUGUGUGUUUCUGCAGAUUGCAGCAUUUGCAGCUUCCUGUGACACCUUUUUUACACCUUUCCUAUAUAGUCAUUAUCAUCAUUAUUAUGUGCCACGUCAUAUAACAUGGGCGAUCAUAGUUUAUCUUUGACCAUGAUUAUUCUUGGCAAAAUUUUCUACAGAAGUGAGUUGCCAUUGCCUUCUUCUGGGCAGUGUCUUUACAAGACCGGUGACCCCAGUCAUUAUCAAUACUCCUCAAAGAUUGUCUGCGUGGCGUCCAUGAUUGCAUCACCGGGACUUGUGAUAUGCACCAACUACUCAUAUGACUAUCCACUACUUGGACACAUGGCUUCGUGUGGCCCUGAUUGGGGGGGCUAAGCAGGUGCUAUACCUUUCUCAAGGGGACCUGCUGGAUAGCAGAGGGAAAGAGCACCUUACACUUCCUUUGGUAGAGACUUAUCUCCACCCUGGCACCCAUCCUUUGUCUGUCUAAAUACCCCUUAAUAAGCCAUUUCUCUUACCUCCAGCACCUCCUGGGACAGCACUCUUUGCAAGUGACUCCCUCAUCUGGGAAGAGCAAGGGAGGAUACCCAAGGGGAUUAGAGAGCAUGAGAAGCAGGCCACCAAAACCUUUUAUGGCAAUGUGAUACUGCAAACAAAACCAAAUACCUGUACCUUUUGAAUGUUGUUAACAAUGACUGGAGCCAUUUCAUAGAAUCAGGCCCAAAAAGAAGUGCAAUAGGGAAUUAAAGUGUACAAGAUAACAAUAGGCAUAGAUUAAGAUUUUUUUCCUAGGGCAAAAAUGGCUAAAACAAGUGAGCAUAAUUUUAAGGUGAUUGGAGGAAAAUGUCGGAGAUAAGCUUUUUAUACAGAGUGGUAGGUGUGUAGAAUGCUCUGCCAGGGGUGGUGGGAGAGGCAGAUACAUUAGGGACAUUUAAGAGACUCUAGGAUAGGCAGAUAGUUGAUAGAAUAAUGGAAGCUAUAUAGGAGAGAAUGUUUAGAUUGAUCGUAGAGCAGGUUAAAAGGUUGGCACAACAUCAUGGGCUGAAGAGCACAUAGUGUGCUGUAAUGCAAUUCUCUUCGGUUACAAUUCAAAACUAAAUUAAUAAAGUCAUCAACAAGUUGUUUAUAUAUCAAUUCAUCUGAAUCCUCAUUUCAGCACCAGAACCUGAUGCAUUUUUACCGAAUGUGUGGCAUCAGCAAGCACACAGUUCCACUGGCUGUUCACAUUCCAACCAUUUGUGCACCUGGAUCAAAUAAUAUUGUGUUAACAGCAUGUUCAAAUGGCAAAGAUAAGACAAUCAUUCUAAGGAAUACAGGAACUGUCUUCAGUGUAUGAGGAGCGAGAGAGAAAACUGAUGAUUUCUGCCAUGAUCUCAUUUACAAAGCAGAUUUGAGCUCUAAAGGGUUCUAGGGUCCAUGCUGCUUCUAUACCGUACAUUAUUGUGGAUAGUCUUUGUGAAUAACAUUGUAUGUCUUUUGUAUUUGCUCUAUUCUUCUGCCUAGAGCUGCUGCCCUACUGUAGCCUUUAACUAUCUGUAAUAAUUUCCAGAACUUCUCCCGUGACUGGAUGUCACAGUCUUCCUUUUCCCUGUGGGAAUGCUACGCAUUGCAUACUGCACAUUUGGAAAACCUCACUAUGCUCUAUUGACACCUAUUAAGUGCCUAUUUAGAUCAUUUAAUGACUCAGGAACAUUUUUUUCAAGUUUCCUCUGAUAAGACUCACAUGAAGAGAUAUUACAAAAGUCAGUAAGGUUCUUUCCUGAAAAUUCAUUAUGUUCUCAGAGCAGCAAGAGGAAUUUCAACCCUGCAAUGUUUAUAUUGUACAUACUAAUACCAUAUAUUUAUUGUAAGAAAAGCAGCGAAGAAAUACUCCAUUUUAUUUAUACAUUAUUAUAAAUGUUUUUAUCAGAUGUUUGUCAUUACCAUCUGAUGUAAUUAUAAUUAUUUCUCACAAAAUUUGCUAUUUUUUGAUCACAUUUUCAACUGUAUAAAUGGAAUUACAGUGGAUUCCGGUUAAUUGGGACACAUAUAUUUUGGCCCAGUUAAGCGGCUGCCCCAAUUGGCCAAAGUUUCAUGGAAGCAGUUAAAAAGAUAUAAAGUAGGUAAACUACCAUUUAACUAAGUAACAGAUUAUGUACUUAAAUGAAAUACAGAACAAAUUAGAACACUACCAAUACUACUACAGUACCAUAAAAAGGUGCAUUAGUUUGUAACAGUAAUCAAUGGAGGAAUUCACCCAGUGUAUGCUGCCGUGUUCUUUACAUUGACUGUAAAUGAACAAAAUCAACGCGGACACCGAGGGUCACAAACACUAGGGAUUGCCCUGCAGACACCUAGGGUAAUUUUUUUCGGCUAGUGUCAAAACUUUUCAUGGCAUUUGGUAAGGGUCUGAAAACUUCUAAAUACAAAAUUUUAAAAAAAUCAAAAAAUCACUGCUUUUUAAAUUGGCAUCUGUUGACUCAAAUGGUCAACAUAACACAAGCACACACAUGCAUUUUACACUGUUUAAAAACUGUUCACUCUUAACAUGUCUACAGAAGCGGACACAACUGACGCUAGUUAGAAACUGUUCAGCAACAGUCUCCUGCCCCAAUUCAGUGGCAUGGUGGCCCAAAUAAACAAAAGGAAUCCCAACUAUUUUCUCGGUUAAUUUUUGUUCUUUAAGACUUGCCCCAAAUAAGCGGCUGCCCCAAUUAACCAAAAGUCCAAUAAAGUGAAUCCACUGUAGUUUGCAUCUUGCCACACUGUGUUAAGCUGUUUGAAUCCUACAACUAUCUUCAUUUGGAAUAUAUUAUCAGUCAUGUAAGAUGAAAGAUGUACAUAGUUAAUAACACAUUUGGGGAUAAGACUACAUUGUUUGGUAUUAGCAACAAGGAUUGGUUGGAAAUUUGUCUCUUGAACUGAUCAAUUAAAAUAAUGACCAUUAGGAGAUCCCAUGAAUGUCUUUGUUGCUCAUAACACACAAUGCUUUAUCCCCCAUUUUAUAGCAAACUUCUGCAUCUCAAUUACAUGCUUGCUGUUAUAUUGAAUUGAUAUUCUCAUGUAA
Molecule: messenger RNA, 4971 nt
Organism: Mobula hypostoma (lesser devil ray)
Lineage: Eukaryota; Metazoa; Chordata; Chondrichthyes; Myliobatiformes; Myliobatidae
Gene: fstl3
Product: follistatin-like 3 (secreted glycoprotein)
Exons: 6
Coding region: 211-864 (217 amino acids)
Biological process (GO): cell differentiation; regulation of BMP signaling pathway; multicellular organism development
Molecular function (GO): activin binding; protein binding
Source: RefSeq, a predicted model, not a curated record